Hippocampus comes (tiger tail seahorse) is the source of this 353-nucleotide messenger RNA. Its product is annotated as tetraspan membrane protein of hair cell stereocilia homolog. Gene Ontology annotation, cellular component: plasma membrane. Bases 80 to 319 code for a protein of 79 amino acids. Lineage: Eukaryota; Metazoa; Chordata; Actinopteri; Syngnathiformes; Syngnathidae. The record is from RefSeq and is a predicted model, not a curated record. Gene Ontology annotation, biological process: detection of mechanical stimulus involved in sensory perception; sensory perception of sound. The transcript is spliced from 2 exons.
UCAUCCAUUCAGUUCAUCAAUCCUCAACUCACCUCAAGGUCAUCGCCCUCCUGCGCCCCUUUCUCUAUUAGGCGCUUGCAUGGUGAUCGGCUGCAUGAUUUAUCCUGACGGCUGGGACUCAGAGGAGGUGAAGCGGAUGUGCGGCCAACGGACCGACAAAUACACCCUGGGCAACUGCACGGUGCGCUGGGCUUACAUCUUGGCCAUCAUCAGCAUCAUGGACUCGCUCAUCCUUGCCUUCCUGGCCUUUAGCCUGGGCAGCAGACAGGACAACCUGCUGCCCGAGGACUUCCAGGUGGAGGAGAAAGAUAACGCGUGAGCUGACAGUACUAGAGAUCACCAAAGCAAGACUU